AUGAGUGAGAGAAUUAUUACAAAAGUUGCCACACCUAAAGUUCAAACAGAAGGUGGUGGCUUCCUAGUGAGGAAAGUUAUUGGAACAGUUAUACCAACCUGUGACCCUUUCUUAAUGCUAGAUCAUAUAGGUCCUGUGGAAUAUAAACCAGGGGAAGCAUUAGGAGCACCAGAUCAUCCACAUAGAGGUUUCGAAACAGUAACUUAUGUUAUCGAUGGGGAAAUUAGACAUCAAGAUUCAGCUGGUAACAGUGGUGUUUUAAAACCAGGAUGGAUUCAGUGGAUGACAGCUGGUAAAGGUUUAAUACAUUCUGAGAUGCCAACAGAGAAUCUUAUAAAUAAUGGUGGAAAAGUGGAAGGGUUUCAACUUUGGAUCAAUUUACCAGCCAAGGAGAAAAUGAUUGAACCCCGUUAUCAAGAUAUACCUUCAGAAAAAAUACCUGUAGCCAAGACAGCUGAUAAUAAAGUUACAGUUAAAGUUUUAUCAGGAGAGAGUUUAGGUGUGAGUGCUGUCAUUGAAACUAAGAUACCAAUUAUAAUGUUAGAUAUACAUCUUCAACCUGGUAGUAGUUUUACUCAACAUGUACCUUUAUCUCAUACAGGAUUUUGUUAUGUUUGGAGAGGGGCAGGUUUUCUAGGAUCUAACAAAUUACCAGUACACAUGGGUCAAGUUGGUGUACUUAGUGAUAAGGGUACAGAGUUUCAUAUACAUGCAGAAGAAACAAAAGAUUGUCAUGCCUUAUUAAUUGCUGGAAAACCAAUUAAUGAACCAAUAGUUAAUUAUGGGCCUUUUGUUAUGAAUACUCAGGAAGAGAUAGAUCAGGCUAUAGAAGAUUAUAGAGCAGGAAAAUUAGGUCAGAUCCCAGGUGAAGCUGAGAGAGUAAGACAAACUGAGGCAGCACAAGCUUUAAACAAAAAAAAUAAAAACAAUUUAUAG
This is a messenger RNA of Lottia gigantea (owl limpet), 936 nucleotides long. RefSeq lists its product as hypothetical. Bases 1 to 936 code for a protein of 311 amino acids. The transcript is spliced from 8 exons. Lineage: Eukaryota; Metazoa; Mollusca; Gastropoda; Lottiidae. The record is from RefSeq and is a predicted model, not a curated record.